GAAAUAAAUCUCUAUUUUGCAUCCGCCGCUCGCGUGUCUUUUACUUUGGUGAGCGUUUCCUACCGGAAACACGUCACGCCCCGAAUGAGCAGCAGGACCCCGAGAAGCAGCAAUGGUGGAUUGUGUUUUUCUCCAUGGUAAUGUAACUGCAGAGAGCUUUGAUAGCGAGAUGAGCUCCGCGGGGAUGUUCCAGACGCAGAUCUCCGCGAUCAUGAAGGCGGCCGCGGUGGAGAUCAGUCAGUUGCUGGAGGAAGAGGCUGCAGCUCUUCAUCAGGAGAUCCGGAGGAGGAACCAGGAGAUCCAGGGACUGAAGACUGAACUACUGAGAGUCACUGCAGAGAGAUGCUCUGUCGGCGUACAGGUGGAGCUCAUGGACACGAGUGUAACCGCUCAUUCGCGGGAAGCUCAGACUGAUCAUCGCAGCCAGGAAAAGAUCGUUGUGAAGAAUCUCUCAGAGGAGAAACCUCACUUUACACAUGCGGCGGAUGUGAAUGCACAACUUUUGAAACAAGAAGAGUCUGUACCGCCGCUGAAGGAACCGGAGGAAGAGGAGCUCAGCGGACUGGAGUUUGAGAUGAAGAUCGAACAGGUGGAAGAACUUGUGGAUCAGACACUGGGUCAAGUUCAGGAAAAGCAGAAGUGUAAAGGACAAAACCACUGCCAUGACGGAAACUCUCGUUUAUGGUGUUCCGGGAAAGUGUUUGACCAUCCGGAAAAUCUUGUGGACUCGGAACAACAUUCCCAGAGUUUUACAGAUCCAUAUGGGAUGGAGGAUCCGACGACCACGUCAACUCAGUCCGGUUUAUUGGCUGUUCUGCAGAACGAUAGCUUUGGUUUUGUAGACAUUGAGUAUGACUUGAAUCUUCAGGAUUCCCAUAGACACUCGCUCACAACGAGCUCAUCUGACUCGACGCAGUUCAACACACUCCCAUCCUCACAUUCAAGCUCGUGUUUGCCCAAAACGCUCCCACAGAGUCUGAAUCCCGGCAAGCACACAGAACCCAAACCCUUCCGAUGUGACGAGUGCGGGAAACACUUUCCACAGAGGACUCGGCUGUUAACACACAAACUAGUGCACUCGAAAGUAAAACCCUUCAGAUGUGAGGAGUGCGGGAAAGGCUUCACACAGAAGAAGCGGCUGUUAACACACGGACUAGUGCACACGGGCGAGAAACCCUUCUGCUGUCAGGUGUGCGGUAAAACCUUCUCCAGACAGGACAGCUGUCUCAGACACAUGCGCUUGCACAGCAGACAGAGAUGAUGAAUGGGGACACAACCACACAAAGUGAGAUUUCUUAGAACUGUAACUUUGUUGAUAUUAGCUUCUGUUGCAUAACGUCAUUAACGCCUUAUGGCGAUCAGGACGAGUGCUGUGAGAGAAUGGUGCGAGGCCAGUGGCUUGAUUGCUGAUGAGUAGGGUUGGGUAUCGAAACGCGGUGCCAAUAGGGAACCGGUUCCAAUGUAAACGGUAGUAACCAGACCGAAUAAGAACAAAAGUCUUUGUGUCAUGAGGCACACACACGCAAAGUUUCUCGCUCUCUCCUCUCCCUCUCUGCCAUGUGCGCACUAUACUCGGGAGAUUUUAACUAAUUCGGGAGAUUUUAACUAAUUCGGGAAAUUUUAACUAAUUCGGAGAUUUUAACUAAUUUACGGGCGUCAGGGAGCCGUUAUCAAUAUGGUCUCCCGGGACGUCUGCUGAUAGCGAGGGGAUUAUUGAAAAUGCCGAAGACAAAACGCUCCAAGGUUUGUCUGCAUUUCACGUGUAAAAUUACGCAUCAGAACGUCCUCUAGGUGUGCCGAUUGUCUGAAGCCCAUAUAGAUUCACGCCAAUCCAUUGGGUGAUGGCGCGGGCGCCGCCUUGACGCUCUACGUCGUCAUAUUAUAUUAGCACGCGCAUCAUCUGCUCCUCAGAUUUCUCUGCCGAAAAAGGAAGCUUGUCGGCAGCGCGAGGAGUUUUGGCAGCGAACACAGCAUCUCGUUCCCUAUAGAGAACAUGGGUUACACCAGUAACCAGAGACGUUCUCUUUCACAGGUUUACUCAAAGCUGUGUAGCUAAGUGGGAACGAAAUACCAAACUCGCGCCAGGCUAAGCGCUGCGUAACUAGUACGACCAGAUAACUUGCAUGACUGGUUCAAACAGACAAAACAUGGCAACCAGUAGCCAUGUCGAUAUUAUGUAAAUGUGAAUUUUUAAUUUUUUUUAUUGGUUUAUUUAUUAUUACCAUAUGUUACUUGUAUUUAUAUUGU
This is a messenger RNA of Pimephales promelas (fathead minnow), 2247 nucleotides long. The record is from RefSeq and is a predicted model, not a curated record. Lineage: Eukaryota; Metazoa; Chordata; Actinopteri; Cypriniformes; Leuciscidae.